This is a messenger RNA of Hypanus sabinus (Atlantic stingray), 6598 nucleotides long. It is a transcript of the gene ptprc, whose product is annotated as protein tyrosine phosphatase receptor type C. Gene Ontology annotation, molecular function: protein tyrosine phosphatase activity; protein binding. NCBI's taxonomy places the organism in Eukaryota, Metazoa, Chordata, Chondrichthyes, Myliobatiformes, Dasyatidae. Gene Ontology annotation, biological process: protein dephosphorylation; positive regulation of peptidyl-tyrosine phosphorylation; negative regulation of protein kinase activity. The record is from RefSeq and is a predicted model, not a curated record. The coding region runs from base 576 to 4202 and encodes 1208 amino acids. The transcript has 32 exons.
AAUCCAUAAAGAUGAAAUGGUGGAGCAGAGUCAAUGGGCUGAAUAGAUUAAUUCUGCUCCUAUAUCAUAUGGUCUUACCAAAUGUCGGAGCACAUUGGAUGGGCUGAAUAGAUUAAUUCUGCUCCUGUCUCUUGUGGCCUUUUGGUCUUAGGCUGUACGGCAUGCACUAUUCUUCCCACGUUUUUUCUUCCGACAGAUCACUCAGCACUUACAGCCACUAUCACGGCUUCUUCAUUAGUGAACACUAUGUUAACAAAUGGUUUAAUAUGCCCACAGUGAUAACCCAGUCUUACAUACUUAAAGCAAUAUUUAAAGGCAGCUAAUUUAGUCCAUUACCAAAAGACUUUCUCUAUGCAGGCAAGCUCAGUUAAAUCCUGUUGCUAACCAUUUGGAAGGUGAAUGGUGUAAGGCAUUCUGUCUCAGUUCAUAGUGAAGCUGAGGAUGUGACUUCUAUCUGUUUGGAUGUUACAUGCAACUCUGCUUACUUUUCUGAUCUUCCAGCAGAUCACUCGUCACUCACACCCACUGGCACGGCUUCUUCAGCAGUGAAUACUUUAUCGGUAUCAGUAAAUGCCAUGGAAGCUACUAAUACUGAUAACUCUACAAGCACAUACACCAGCACGGCUUCAUCAGUAAAUACAACCAGUCUAACAGAUCACUCAUCACUCACACCCACUGGCACGGCUUCUUCAGCAGUGAAUACUUUAUCGGUAUCAGUAAACGCCACGGAAACUAAUAAUACUGAUCGCUCUACAAGCACAUACACCAGCACGGCUUCAUCAGUAAAUAUAACCAGUCUAAAUUUCACAGCACCCAGCACUCCAGGCACCAACGCAACAGCAGCAACUACUCAGUUCAACGAAAUCUCAGCAGGCACAAGUAACACCACAAUCGCAGGCUCCAACACAUCAGUGCCUACUACAUCCACUCCCAGCAUAACAGGCCAAACUACUGGAACAGAUUGUGGAAAUUAUGAAAUUAACUGUACUGUAAGACAAGUGACAGAGGCAAACAUCACAAUGAUCAUCAGCUACAAAAUCAAUGAAAGUGUAGUAGUAACUAUUCAGCAAAGACCCUUCAAUCUUAGUUCAAAUAACAGCAUGAAGGAAAUAAUUAUUAAAAAUCUUGAAUUCUGUACUCCUUAUAACCUCACGGUAACAGUGAAUGACAAGUGCCCUAAAUUUUGUGAAAAUACAAUUGCCACAACAGAACCUCGGAAUGAUUUAGACUUUAAUAUUGCCCACAAUUCAUCUCACUUCUCAAUCAGUGAAACCACGGAAAUGGAAAAAUGCAAUCUUACUUAUGAUUGGAUCUGUAAUGACAAUGAAACCAUAUCUAAAAAAUUGGCUAUGUCCAUUCCAACUGCUUGUAAACAAUACAAUUGCUCUAUCACAUACAGCACUGGAAAAUGGGAAAAGGUUAAAAAUGAAAUCCUGACAGCAGAAGUUGAAAAACCUAACAUGCCAGUUCUUAGCAAUGUGUCUAUUACUCGUACAUCCGUUGAAGUGAAAUGGAAUGUGAGUACUACGGAUUUAAAACCUGUACACAAUGUCAUCAUAUCCUGUAAUUUUUCAGGUGGGGAACACAAAAGUAAUCAAGCUUCUGCGUCACAUACAUUUAGCGGGCUGAAGCCAUUUCGAGUUUAUAAAUGUGACGCUAAAGCUGAAAACCAAAAAUGCAAUAAAGGCGAGAAAUUAACUACGAAUGCUACUAUCAUCAUGAAGACUCUCCCAGGAUGCCCAGACAAACCUCAAAACAAAAACAUCCAACUAUUAAGCCAAAAUACCAUUCACAUUACCUGUGAUAAUUUAACCGAUGAACAGUGGAAUGGAAAGAAAGGCUUCUAUUCAGCCAGGCUAGAAUCAAAUUCCAAUAAAUAUAAUAAAACUAAAAAUAAUAGCAGAUGUUCAUUUGAGUUUGAAGAAUUAAAUUAUCUGUCUGAAUACACAGUAACGUUGCAGGUAAUUGGUCCAGCUUGUCCAAGUAAAUUCUAUUCUGGUGCUCACACAACUGGAUACAAUGAACAGGCAUUGAUUGGAUUCCUGGCAUUUCUGAUCAUUGCUACAACAAUAGCUCUGGCCAUUGUACUCUACAAAAUAUACAUUUUGCAGAGGAAAUCCUCAAGACAUCCUGAAGAAUCUGUGGAACUUAUUGGACAUGAUGAUGAAAAACAGCUGCUCAAUGUAGAACCCAUACUUGCUGAGCAACUGAUUGAUGCAUACAGAAGAAAGCAGGCCGACGAAUCCAGAUUAUUUUUAGCAGAAUUCCAGAGCAUUCCAAGGGUUUUCAGCAAAUUUCCUGUCAAGGAUGCACGUAAAGGUUGUAAUUCGAACAAGAAUCGAUAUAUCGACAUCCUACCAUAUGAUUACAAUCGUGUUGAACUUUCCCCUGUGUCUGGAGAGCAUGGAUCAGAUUAUAUCAAUGCAAGCUUCAUUGAUGGCUUCAAUGAACCCCGGAAGUACAUUGCUGCCCAAGGACCGAAAGAAGAAACAUCUGAUGAUUUCUGGAAAAUGGUGUGGGAACAGAAAGUAACAAUCAUUGUCAUGGUGACUCGCUGUGAGGAAGGGAAGCGGCCCAAGUGUGCUCAGUAUUGGCCCACCAUGGAUGUAAAGUCCAUGUACUUUGGUGACUUCUCUGUGAGAAUUAGUGAGGAGAAGUUGUGUCCAGACUAUGUUAUUCGGAAGCUCUUCAUCUCGCAGAAGGAGAAAUCUCCAGAGAGAGAAGUCACACACAUACAAUUCAUCAGCUGGCCAGACCAUGGUGUUCCAGAAGAUCCACAUCUUCUUCUCAAAUUGCGUCAGAGAGUGAAUACCUUCAGAAACCUAUUUAGUGGUCCAAUCGUUGUACACUGCAGUGCCGGGGUGGGUCGCACGGGCAGCUACAUUGGAAUUGAUGCCAUGUUGCAGGCCCUCGAGGCUGAAGGACGAGUGGAUGUCUAUGGUUACAUAGUCCAGCUCCGUCGGCAACGCUGCCUCAUGGUGCAGGUUGAGGCCCAGUACAUUCUGAUCCACCAGGCUUUGCUGGAGUACUACCUCUAUGGUGAAACAGAGGUCAACCUGUCUGAACUGCCCAAAUACCUCAGCAAUUUUAAAAAGAGGGACCCACCUACGGAGCCUUCCCUCCUGGAGGCAGAGUUCCAGAGGAUUCCACUUUAUACUGAAUGGAGAUCCCAGACGGCAGCAAGACACGCUGAUAAUCAAAGUAAAAACCGAUCACUUUCAGUGAUCCCAUAUGAUUACAACAGAGUUUAUGUCAAGAUGGAGAGUGACAGGAGCAAGGAGAAUGAAACGCAAAGUGAAACUGAAUCGAGCUCCGAUGAGAGUGAUGAUGAAGAAUCCACAAAAUAUAUCAAUGCUUCCUACCUAGAAGGAUAUUGGCAUAAUGAGACACUGAUUGCCACUCAGACUCCACUGCCUGAAACUAUUGCUGACUUCUGGUCGAUGAUCUAUCAGAAAAAGGCAAAACUCCUCAUAUUCCUGGGCCAAGUAAAAGACAACAAGGAAUGUACACAAUAUUGGGAAGAUGAAAAGAAAACUUAUGAAGAUAUUGAAGUUAAGUUGGCUGACUGCAAUGAACAGCCAGAGUUUACUGUUCAAGUCUUUGAAAUAAGACAUAUAAAGAGAGAAACAAUUCAGAAAGUAUACCAGUAUAACUUCCGUGAGUGGAAAGAAUCUGGGCUUCCUGAAAAUCCAAGUAACUUUAUCACCAUGAUGAGGAGCAUCAAGGAAAAACUGUCAGUGAUUAAAAAUGAACAAAAUGGCACAGUACCACCCAUCAUCGUACAUUGCAGUGAUGGAUCCAAGCGGACAGGAAUAUUCUACUCUCUUUGGAACCUACUUGAUAGCGCAGACAAUGAAAGGAUAAUCGAUGUUCUCCAGACUGUCAAAAAAUUGCGUAAGCAGAGACCGGGAGUGAUCCCUACCUUUGAGCAGUACGAGUUCCUCUACGAUGUUAUUGUUAACACAUUCCCCGUGCAGAAUGGGACAUUAGUAUCUGGCAAUGGCUCAUCACAAACCUCUGUUGAGGUCAUCUCUGAAACCCCCUUGGAAAACAAAUCUCAACAAGAAGCAGGUUCUGAUUCAAUAGAAAAUAAGAAAGAGGCUUCUGUUGAGGAAGACCAAGCUAAGUCUGAAAGCAGUAACACCAAACAAGCAACAGAAAAUCCUACUAAUGGACCUAUAACUAGUGAGGAAAAUGUGUGAGAAAAAACUGUUGUUGUGCAUGCAGUACUGGUAUUAAUCAGUAAUUUUCUUACUAAGAGAAAUGCCUAAGUGUGGCUGUUAAUUUUUAUUUGCAUGAACUUGGUUUAUCACUGGAUACACCCAAAAUUUUUGCCAGUACACAGUUCAGCAAUGGCAAUCAGUUUGAACGUAAGUAUGAAUGUAUUUCCAUGAGGAUAUUAGUUUCCUAAUUUAAAGCCUAGUUUAAUGUUUUUGGUCUAUCAAGUUACACUAGUAACUCUAAAAUAAAGCAAAGAGACCUUUUAAAGAAAGAACUUUAUAUAUAUAUAAAUAUAUAUAUAUAUUUUAUUGUGUGUAUUGAAAAUCUAAAUGCUAAUUUUGCUUGGGGAUGUAUUAUUUUUAGCAGUUCAUAUUUUAAGAUAUGGCAAAAAAAGUCACGUAAUGAGUGUGAAGAAAAUUGGCAGUUUUAUUAAGCGUUGUAAUUUUUAGCUUUUUAUAAUGCAGCCAUUUUUCAAUUUACAAAUUAUUUUUAUAGUUGUUUUUUCCAAGUUAAAGCUGUGCAGUUGAUCUGCUUAAAAAUGAUAAUGUAUAUAGCUAUAGGAAAUUACAUCAAAGCUCAUUAUAUGGAAGCAAACUGAUUAUUUGUAACAGAUUCAUAAAAUGGCUAAUCAUUUGUAAAUGGAAAUAUCUCACUUCACUGAAGAAGACCAAAGACAUGAAGCCUGAUUGCAGAAUAGAUUCAGAUUCACAUUCAUUUAUUUAUCACAUGUACGUCAAAACAUACAGUGAAAUGUGUCCUUUGUGAUAGCAACCAACACAACCUAAGGAUGUCCUGGGGCAAGUGUUGCUCCACAUUCUAGCACCAACAUAGCAUGCCCACACUGUUCAGCAGAGCAACACAAGCAACAAUAACAAUACAACAACAUCAACAAAGCAAGCCUCUUUCCUCCCAUAUGCACAGACUGGCCUCCAACCCCGGGACAGGCUGCUUCUACAGUCUUUGGUCCAGUACUGUCUCACAGACAUUAGGUGUGGACUUGCAGUUGCCGACUGGCAAUCGUCAGGCCUGUAGGUCAACCCAAAUGGCCACAGAGCCAGACAAAAGUUCAUGUUUAAAUCAGUAUUUAAGCUUAAAACAGAGACCUCAUUUCAGGUGAGAUGUCUGAGCAAUAGUGAGGUAGCAUCAGAUAAUGUUACUGGAGAUCUGUGGAGAAGAUAAAGAAAGAGCUGGAAAAUCUCAGCAGCUGAAGUUUUCUUUGUGGAAAGAAAUUGUCAGAAAUGAGAAAGGGUCCAGGUAGCAGAAAUGGUGAGGGAGGGCAAUGGGUUGAAUAACAUGGAAGGGUAACAUCUUUGAGGAUUUAUGGGUUGAUAAUCCAGUCUGCCUGACGUGUGGCAGAGCUAAAAAAAAUAACCACUCACGGUGAUGUGAGAAGUUAUAAUAGUCUUAUCAGAGACGUAUUGUGAAUCUUUGUUGUAAAUUGUCCUGGGAAGGAACGGUCUCGGAAUCCACCAAUAAUUCCAUUUCCAUUUAUCAGUGACAAGGAAAGUUAUAUGUUCCAACUGAGGCAAAAAAUAACUCUGAAAAAUACACUUAAAACCAGACUUUUUCCAAAGAUUUGGUUGCUUACACAUUCAUUAUGAAUGCAUAAAAGAUUCUGAGUUCAGUUACAAUUGCAGCUGGAAUUUUUGUUUUGGAUUCUUUGCUAUCAGUGAAUGGUGAUAAAGCUGUUCCUAUUGAUCACUUACAAUCAGCUUUCUGGCUUCAUGUUAACAUGUUUCCAAUUGAGGUAAAUUAUUCUUGGAGUAAGCCUUGAUUUUUUGCAUUCCAAAUAACUCCAAUAAUGGCAAACUAUACAAAGAGGUAUGACUUCGUUUCCAUAAUGUAAUACAUUACCUCAAGACAUCAUACAGCUAAUUGAGCAAGUUCUGCAUUGAUGGCACUGUUUUGAUGUAGGAAAUGCUGCAACCAGUUGUAACAAACCAUAAUAUGAUAAUGGUUUGUAAUAUAUAUUUUAAUGAGGUUUGUUAAAGGUUUACAAAUUGGCUAGGACAUCUUGGAUUAGCUCUCUCACUUCAAAAUAUUGCACAUGAUUUUGCAUCCUCUGCAGAGAGCAGAAAAGGCCUGGUUGUCCAUUAAAAAGUGAAGUUGGUUUCUAUAUUAUAACAGUGUUAUUUCAUUAGUAGUCGAGAAAAUGCAUUGCUUCAAAUAAUGGAAUAAUUAUUUCUAGAAAUUUGUUUGGCUUGUUGCAUUCAAACUGGAUUCUGUACAUUUUACUCAAGAUUGUGCUAUUUAAAUUUUUCUGGAUUUUUUUUAACAGCUUACAGUUUUCUAAUGCAUAUUUCUUUAAUUCAACCAUUCUUUAUGAAACAAAGAAACAAAAGAUUUUUGUACUAAUAGUGUUCUUGAAUAAAUUAAA